Candidula unifasciata is the source of this 729-nucleotide messenger RNA. NCBI's taxonomy places the organism in Eukaryota, Metazoa, Mollusca, Gastropoda, Stylommatophora, Geomitridae. The record is from the annotation of a GenBank genome assembly.
AUGGCAAAUGCGGUGAGGAAAGUUGUGAGAUGGCCGAAAGUUCUGCUCUUUGGUGAUUCAAUCACUCAGUUUAGUUUCAGCGUGGACGGAUGUUGGGGGUCGUUGUUGUCUGACUAUUUGCAGAGGCGUUGUGAUGUACUCAAUCGGGGUUUCUCGGGCUACAACACUCGCUGGUGUAAGUAUGUCCUUCCUCAAGUACUGGAUGAAACACUAGCCAAAGAAACUGUGGCACUAGUCAUAUUUUUGGGAGCCAAUGACUCCUGCUGGCAUGAACUCAAUCCCAGGCAACACGUUCCAUUGGACGAAUAUAAACUUAAUCUCAGAGAGAUGAUCGAGUUUUCAUUGUCGCAAGGUAUCAGUAGGGAAAAGAUUGUUUUAAUAACUCCGCCAGCAUUUGAUGCGCCUGCUUGGGGUGAGCAGUGUCUAUUGAAAGGCAGAGCGCUGAGUAAGGACAACAAAGUCACCAGUGUCUACGCAGAAACUUGUUAUAAUCUAGCGGUGGAGAUGGGGACCGAGUGUGUGGACCUGUAUUCUGAGAUGAUGAAGUCUGAGGAAUACGCCAGCUACCUUUGUGAUGGCCUUCACCUGUCCCAGCGUGGAUCUAAACUGUUGUUUGACCUGCUGCGACCAAUCAUUGAGAAGCUCACGGCUCAACUUCCUGCUGCCUGGUUUCCAUUUUGGGAUGAGAUUGACGUCAAUAAUGUGGAAAAGUCUUUACUCGGCUCGUAA